Molecule: messenger RNA, 5205 nt
Organism: Conger conger (European conger)
Lineage: Eukaryota; Metazoa; Chordata; Actinopteri; Anguilliformes; Congridae
Gene: xxylt1
Product: xyloside xylosyltransferase 1
Exons: 5
Coding region: 753-1928 (391 amino acids)
Molecular function (GO): UDP-xylosyltransferase activity
Source: RefSeq, a predicted model, not a curated record
UACAAACUGCCGUAAAUCUUCUGCAACUGCAGGAAGACCGGAGCCAACUGUAGUCUAUACAAAAAUUGUCGGUUUGUAGCAAAAUAGCUUUUAACAUAAGCAGUCUCCCAGAUGUAAAACAUGCACUGCUGCUAAUCGAACAAGGCUAAACAAUAACAUUGCCUGGAUAAAAUUACUAAUGCGAAUAAACUCGAUUGUGUGUAGCCCCAAAUUGUAGUUGCCGACCCCUCGGCGUUGUAUUGUGGGUAUUGUAGUCCGCGCCCAAUUCGAAAUAACAACGUUUACUAUCAUGUUAUGGCUGCCUGCAGUUGGAUGAUGGUAUGUAGCUAUUCGAUUAGCUAGUUAACUGGGUUUUCCCUGAUAAGCACGCCGAAAACAUGUAUGUAGUGUACAGGACAACGAAAUGCACGGAAUCCGAAAAAACUGCAGAGAAUGUCUGUGGCUGGGCUUCGUGCAGGUGUGGAAUAGACGAGUACGCGGAUGACAGGUAACACCACGGCGGCCGUGGCGAGUGCACAACGCAGACACGGUGGGUCUCCAAGCUACAGACAUUUAUAUGACCUUCUACAGAGGAGACGGUGACUUGAGUUUUUGCUGCCUGCUAAGCCAGGAUAGUCAGACAUAUGGCCACUUCCUUUAGCUAAAAACGCCAUCGGGGACACCGGUGUGCAGCCCGGCGUUCAGUUCAGGAAACGACACUCACACACCAUCCCCAAUCAAAAACAGGAUAUCUAUACGCGUCCGUGACCGCCAUGGGUUUCCUGAGGAUCUUCUCCAGUACCAUGGCGAGGAUGAGCACCUUUAGAUCCUACCAAAUUGUGCUGCUCCUCGCAGCCGCGCUGGCCGUGGUUGCCUUCUACUAUUUCGGUUCGGAGCGGCAUAGUUUCUCCAGCACCACCAAGCGCAUCAGACAGUCCCAGGCCAGCCAGAACGCGAACCGAAACGACGCAGAUCUGUCGCUUGACACCAGACCGGAGCAUCCGGAGCCGAUGCAAGCGGAUGAUACCGCGCUAAGGGGAGACUUGAGCCUCGACGUAGUUGAAUAUCAUGUGCUCAUGAUGUUCACCAAAGUGGACAAGAGCCGGACACUGCAGGAGAAAUUCCGGGUAGCCAUGAAGUCCAUGGCGAAGCACGGAAGUUUCCUGGAUGGGGAAGUGAUUGUGCUUCACUUUGUGAGUGAUGAGGCGAGCCGAGAACUCGGGGAGAAGAUGCUACCGGAACUGCUCAUCGACGCGACCUUCCUGUACCAGGUGGUGUUCCACAGCGUGGGCAGCCUGACGGAGAGGCUCUUCCCCAUCGUGGAGGUGAUGCAGAAGCACUUCAGCGCAGGAUCUGGGGCCUAUUUCAGCGACGCCAUCUUCUUCCUGUCCGUGGCCAUGCACCGCAUCAUGCCUGCAGAGCUGGAGCGCGUUGUGCAGCUGGACCUGGAUCUGAAGUUCCGCAGCAACAUCCGGGAUCUGUUUCAGGAAUUCUCCCGCUUCCCGCCCGGAGCUGUGAUCGGAAUCGCCCCGGAGCUGCAGCCAGUGUACAGGCACAUGUUCUGGCAGUACCGGAAGGAGAACCCCAGCUCCAGGGUGGGGGCGCCCCCUCCUGAGGGCCAGCCGGGGUUCAACAGCGGGGUGAUGCUGCUGGACCUGGGGGCCAUGCGGGGCUCGGCGCUGUACAACGGGCUCCUGGAGCCGGGCCGGGUCGGGGCCCUGGCGGAGCGCUACCACUUCCAGGGCCACCUGGGGGACCAGGACUUCUUCACGGUGGUGGGCAUGGCCCACCCGGAGCUCUUCAGCCCGCUGGCCUGCGGCUGGAACCGGCAGCUCUGCACCUGGUGGAGGGAGCACGGCUACAGCGACGUGUUCCCGCUGUACUACCGCUGCGACGGCCCGGUGCACAUCUACCACGGCAACUGCAACACCUCCAUCCCCGACGACUGAGCGUUGCCGCGGAGACCGCGACGCCUCCAUCCCCGACGACUGAGCGUUGCCGCGGUGACCGCGACGCCUCCAUCCCCGACGACUGAGCGUUACCGCGGAGACCGCGACACCUCCAUCCCCGACGACUGAGCGUUACCGCGGUGACCGCAACACCUCCAUCCCCGACGACUUACCGUUACCGCGGAGACCGCAACGCCUCCAUCCCCAACAACUGAGCGUUACCGUGGAGACCGCAACACGUCCAUCCCCAACGACUGAGCGUUACCAUGGGGACUGUAAUUCAAAUGCCCAAUGAUUGUCAUUACCAUGGCUACAUUCCUGCCACCAAGGAUCAACGACCCAUUACCAUGCAAAAUGCACAUGCCCAACAUCUAACAGCAUGACUGAUGACUGAUGACUGAACACAUUACCCCGGCAACUACAACAAACGCAUCUCUGACGCUCUCUGUUGCCGUCAGCACCACAUUACCCUGACGGUCUGAGGAGGUUAAAGUGAGCAGGGUUUAACAUCGCUCUGGAGAGUAUACAUUACUGGGCCCAGGAGUUCCAUCUCUGGGGCUUUUAGGUGCCAGGUUUUAAACACACCUGGGCACUGUUCCCCUGACAGUGUGCAGGCCAGACCAGCAGGCCUCAAAUUCAGGUCAUCAAACCUGAACAGUUCUUUAAUUCACCAAACCAAAAAUCGGCUAAAAAAACGUUGGGAUUGAAAUGAGAUGUUUGUAAGCUCUGAUGACUGAGUGUUCGUGUUUAACGCGGGUGCCUCGAGAGUUCCAUCCCCGCGGGUCUUCCAUUGCAUCUUCCUACUUUUAUCAAACUGUCAGUCACAGCCAGAGAUGGGCGGGGAGUGACAAGCAGGGUUGUGAUUGGCUGGACCGCGUCGCUUGGCGCGGGCCUGGAGUCAGGACUCGGUGGGUUUACGGUGCUGGCGCAGGUCGGUGAGCGGAGUGAUGUUUCCCAUCGCCUCGUCUCUGUCUUCUCUCACCGCUAAUCCUCCCGUGGGAGUCAGGGGUUUGGCUCUUCGCCCGUUUAUCUCUCCCGCUGCGCUCCCUCUUGCUCUCACGCGCACGGUCGCGUCCUGUCUCAGCCUGGUUUUACACACCGGAGGUGCGCUACAGUGUGGGAACCACUCCUGAGAACUUCAGCAGGGGUGUCCAGUCUGGUGUGGGUGCAGGUCUCUGUGUUAGGCCCUGCAAUAAGACACGAGAUUAAACAAAUGACCUCUUCCUGGUCUUCAGUCAACACCUGAGGUGUGUUAGAAUCAGGUGUGUUAGAAUCAGGUGUGUUAGGAUCAGGUGUGUUAGAAUCAGGUGUGUUAGGAUCAGGUGUGUUAGAAUCAGGUGUGUUAGGAUCAGGUGUGUUAGAAUCAGGUGUGUUAGGAUCAGGUGUGUUAGGAUCAGGUGUGUUAGGAUCAGGUGUGUUAGAAUCAGGUGUGUUAGGAUCAGGUGUGUUAGGAUCAGGUGUGUUAGGAUCAGGUGUGUUAGGAUCAGGUGUGUUAGGAUCAGGUGUGUUCGUGCUGGGCUAGCGCAGAUACCUGCACCCACAUCAGCCCUCUCAGGCUAAGACUGGCCACCCCUGCCCUACAGUGUUUGAGAAUUUCACUCAUCUUUUAUCUUUUCAUUUGAUUGUAUGUGGGAACAAUGGAGUGCAUUUUGAUUUGCAUAAAUAAUCAGUAUUAUAAUAAAGGGCUAUAUUCCAGUGCCAACCGCCAACCCCCCCCUCUCUCUCUGCAUGUCCAAUUGGGGGCGGACGUUGAAAGAUUGUAUUCCCUGCUUUAAGGGCGUCUACAUGGACGUUGGAGGCUGGUGGUGGUGCAGAUACACACACACGCACACACACACACACACACACACACACACACACACGCAGGGCAUGCAGAAUGUCGUGUUUGGCCUGUUCCCACUCAUCGAUCGACAGGCCGGUCGAUCUGAGAAGGUUCCGGUGAAUCUCCCCGGGACUCUUUCCAAAGGAGUGUGACAAUGGCAGCGAUACUCAGCGACAUGCCAAUCAAAGCGGGAGAAACCCGGCGCUGAUGUUCUCCUCUCCAGCUCAGUUCACUCCAGUUCACUGCCACGGGGCCAGCUCAGCGGUGUAUUUUUGUGAUACAAAGAAUCUUCAUUAUGCGAGUUCAUCGAUGCGUCAGGGAGCGCUCUUGGAAUUCCUGUCGGAAUUUACUGCCGGUAAACUUCGAGUUCCGCUUUAACGGGACAAAGGAGGAGAUUCAAUCAAUCAAUCGACCCUUGAAAAAGCCCGAUCACUGCAAGGACGACGGGUCCGUCGUUUAAGCAAGGCGCAGUAGAUCUGUGCAGUAGGGGCGCCCUGUAGCGUAGUGGUUAAGGUACAUGACUGGGACACGCAAGGUCGGUGGUUCUAAUCCCGGUGUAGCCACAAUAAGAUCCGCACAGGCCUUGAGCAAGGCCCUUAACCCUGCGUUGCUCCAGGGGAGGAUUCUCUCUAAUCAACUGUAAGUCGCUCUGGAUAGGAGUGUCUGCCAAAUGCUAAUAAUGUAAUGUAAUGUAAUGUGCUGGGAACAGGGCAUACAUGAACCGCACUAUCUACAGUGUGUGUGUGUGUGUGUGUGUGUGUGUGUGUGUGUGUGUGUGUGAGACUAACUCCACCCACCAAACCACACAGAGGAACUAACUACACCCACCAAACCGCACAGAGAGGAACUAACUCCACCCACCAAACCACACAGAGAGGAACUAACUACACCCACUAAACCACACAGAGGAACUAACUACACCCACUAAACCACACAGAGGAACUAACUCCACCCACCGAAUGUUCCGCAGGCUUUGGAAUUGCAGCACAUUUUAUCCAUAAGCUGGUUUUUGGUUUUCAGUCAUAUUUGUGCUUGCUUUUGGAUAAGUAAUGCAUGCCAAUAUAUAGUCAUUUUUUGUAAGGAUACCGAUAUCAUUGCAUGCCUGGUGUCUUUAAAACGCACUGUGACUUUAGGGUUUACACGAUGAAUUCCAAUUCAAACUCUCAAAUUCCACUAAGUAAUGUCUUAUUUCUUAUUUUCUGUCCACUGUUUAUGCCUCACAUUCCCUCUCACAAAAACCCUAAAUGUUGAUGUUUUGGUCGAUACCACUUUUUCCACAUUGAUUUCUGUGCAGAAUGCACCUGGUCAAGGCCGUGUUUUUGUACACUGUGAACGCAAUAAACACUCGUUUCUGCCACUGAAAUGAGUCCAACGGGCUUCAGGUGAUUGAGGAAUCUGUUAAACUGUGGAAAUAUUUAAAAAUGUACUCUGAAAUUAAAGAAGGUAAGAGGUAAA